Molecule: messenger RNA, 1279 nt
Organism: Silurus meridionalis
Lineage: Eukaryota; Metazoa; Chordata; Actinopteri; Siluriformes; Siluridae
Gene: tmed10
Product: transmembrane p24 trafficking protein 10
Exons: 5
Coding region: 46-663 (205 amino acids)
Biological process (GO): endoplasmic reticulum to Golgi vesicle-mediated transport; Golgi organization; intracellular protein transport
Cellular component (GO): endoplasmic reticulum; Golgi apparatus; COPII-coated ER to Golgi transport vesicle
Source: RefSeq, a predicted model, not a curated record
GCGCAUGCGCAGUGAGGUUCCCGUUGAUUUCGGCCCGAAGCAGCCAUGGCUCUUCUCCGCGUCCUCUUUCUGCUGCUGCUCCUUCAGUCCGUGGCGUCAAUUUCCUUCUUUCUGCCGAUCAGGACGCGGAAAUGUCUGAAGGAGGAGAUCCACAAGGACGUGCUGGUGACGGGCGAGUACGAGAUCAGCGAGCAGGCGAACAGUAAAGUUAACCUGAAGAUCACAGACUCGACAGGUCACACCCUGUACUCUAAAGAAGACGCUAUGAAGGGGAAGUUCGCCUUCACCACUGAAGACUACGACAUGUUCGAGGUCUGUUUCGAGAGCAAGUCACAGAUGGCUCUCGGCCGUGUUCCUGAUCAGUUGGUGAAUUUGGAUAUGAAACAUGGAGUUGAGGCAAAGAACUACGAGGAGAUCGCGAAGGUGGAGAAGCUGAAGCCCCUGGAGGUGGAGCUGAGGCGUCUGGAGGAUCUCUCAGAGUCCAUUGUUAAUGACUUCGCCUACAUGAAGAAGAGAGAGGAGGAGAUGAGGGACACCAACGAGUCGACCAACAUGCGUGUGCUGUACUUCAGCGUGUUCUCCAUGUGCUGUCUGGUGGGUUUGGCCACGUGGCAGGUGUUCUACCUGCGCCGCUUCUUCAAAGCCAAGAAGCUCAUUGAGUAAAAAAGACCUGACAUCCAGAACCACCAAUCACACACCGGGAAGCCACGCCCCUUUUUUCAUUUUACACUGUUGCAAUUUUUUUUUUAAUUAUUAAUUGUCAGUUUCAUAUUGUGUGUGUGUGUGUGGGGUUUGGGGGGUGUGGGUGUGUGUUUGGGUGUGUGUGUGGGGGGGGUUUGGUGGUGUGUGUGUGUUUGGGAAGAGUUUUUUGAUAAAUCGUAAUAAUUACAAAUCUCUAAAUUUGUGGUUUUUUUUGUUUUUUUUUUAAAAUCAUCCUGCAUCCCGGAGUGUUUACGUGUGACGUCACGCCACCUUUUUGUGGCACGUUUUUGCACGUCGGUCCUUUUCUCCGUAAUAUUUUUCCAUUUCACACAGAGGGUGAUACGUAAGCCCCGCCCCUUUCACUGCUAGUUACCAGUUACAGCAUCGCAGCGCACCUCAUAACCACGCCUCCUCACCAAGGAACCUGGAGAACCUCACACACACACACACACACACCUGAGUAACAUGAGGAUGGGUGAAGGAGGACACCGGCGUCUCGUGCGUCACCUGAGUUCAGAUUAAAUGUUUUUCUUCUGUGGGGUUUUUGUUACGCAGCAAUUAAAGGAAAGUUGUUUUA